Molecule: messenger RNA, 3789 nt
Organism: Octopus bimaculoides (California two-spot octopus)
Lineage: Eukaryota; Metazoa; Mollusca; Cephalopoda; Octopoda; Octopodidae
Product: protein lifeguard 1
Cellular component (GO): membrane
Source: RefSeq, a predicted model, not a curated record
CACUGGUUUCUCUUAAGGGCAGACUACUCGCACUUUCUUUUGAAUGAAAGAGAUUGGUGAUUUUAGUCAUUUUCACUCAGUUUCACUUAACAGAAGACGCACGUCGAGUGUUGGACUAAUUCCUCAUCUCAACCAUUUUCUUCUUGCCUAUAUUUAUAUAUUAUCAUUUUUUAAUUGAAGUUAAUCCAAAUUUUCAAAAAUGUAUGAACCAGAGGCUGCUAACAAUGCAUACACUGGAUUUAAUUUUGAAUUCAGUGAAAAAUCCAUUCGAAUGGGUUUUAUUCGAAAGGUUUAUGGUAUUCUGAUGCUCCAGCUGAUGGUUACUCUUGGCAUCAUAGCACUUUUCCUUUAUGUAGCACCAGUCAAAGAAUACUCGCAUAGCAACCCAUGGAUAUGGUAUUUAGCGUUAGUAUUAACCUUCGUUACACUUAUAAUGCUGGCUUGCUGCCCUGAUAUAAGACGACAGUUUCCUGUCAACUUCAUCGUUUUGUGUGUCUUUACUGUUUGUGAAGGAUUUUUACUUGGAGCAAUUUCAAGCCAUUAUGAUCAAGAUGCAGUGCUAAUAGCUGUUGGUAUCACAGCACUUGUAUCUGCUGCAUUGACACUGUUUGCCUUCCAGACAAAAUGGGAUUUCACAACAAUGGGAGGCCUACUGUUUGUGUUCCUAAUUGUGCUCUUUGUCUUCGGAAUCCUUUGUGCAAUCAUUCAAAACAGAUAUGCUACUUUGGCCUAUGCUGCUUUAGGAGCUCUACUUUUCAGUUUUUAUCUGGUAUUUGAUACCCAGAUGAUGAUUGGAGGACGCCACAAGUACUCAAUAUCACCAGAAGAAUACAUUUUUGCAGCUUUGAAUCUUUAUUUGGAUAUUGUUCAGCUUUUCAUGUUUAUAUUGACUAUUGUUGGCAAUGCACAAGAUUAACGAUAUAUAUACGUGUGUGUGUAUGUAUGUGUGCGUGUGUGUGUGUGUGUAUAAAUAUAUAUAUCGCAUCUUCAAAGGAAGUUAUAGUAUUUGUAAAUGGUAAAAAAAAAAAGAAAAAAUUAUUUGAUACAUCCAAAGUUGGGUUUCUUUUGUGACUUAUGGUAUAACAGAGGAUUGAAUGCAAUUGUUAAUGCUAUAGUUUCUCCAUAGAAUUAUUACAAUGAAACUACUUGCAUACAAUAUUUGCAUAAUUUGAUCCGAGUUAACUAUUAAAAUUUUGAUCCUAAAUUUUAAUCUCAAUAUAAACCUAAAGAUCUGUUAUAACAUUUUUCAGAUAGAUUCUCGUUAAAAUAUUCUCUACUAUUUAUUUCAAGACAAUCCAAGAAUUGUAUUAAAAUAUUUAAAAAAGUUAAUCAAAAUAUCUUUACUUUAGGAUAUGGAUUGCAGUUGUUAAUCUUUUUUAUUAUAUACUUAUUUAUAUAUAUAUUAAACAGACACAUAUCUUUUAAAAUUUAAAUAAUAUUAAAAAAAAUAAGUAUUUAGAAAUUUCAAGACUAUUGUAUAUUGAAAUUAAAAUGAAACUUAUAACUGUUUAUUUCUUUUUUCAUCAAAUAAAUAAUAUUGAUCUGAUUCCUCAUCGGGAUACCUCAGGUUUCAUCUAUAAAUAAUACUUAUAACUCAUCCAUUUUUUUUGAAAAGAAAAAUGAUAGUAACUAUAAGUCAUUAGCUAGUAGAAAAAACAAAACAAAAUUUUGUGGACAAUAUUAAUGGUGAAUAUUAGAUAGUAACAAGGAAAUGUUACAAACGUUAUAGUUGGAUAAAUAAUCUGUUGGAUAUUUUCUGUCUUGUAUCAUUUUAGAAAUAUCUGAUUUGUUAAAUGAAAAUAAAUGGGACCAUUUUAGAAUAAAAUGUAGUUUUGAAUAUUUGUAAUGGAAAUAAAGUAUGUAGAUACAGUUGUUAUUCAUGUAUUCCUAUUUAAAAAUUGAACUUAUAUUAUCAAUAUAUAAAUAUACACAAGCAUGGACGUUUGUGUUGUGUGCAUGCGUAUGUAUAUGUGUGUGUGCAUACAUGCACAUAUACAAACAUAGAUAUAUUCAAAUAUAUGCGUGUGUGUGUGUGUGUGUGAGUGUGGUUUAUACUGGAAUUUAUUGUUGUUGAAAGAUAACUGGCACCUACAAAAAUGUAGAAUCUGAUAUUUCAGACCUUUGUCCAAGAAUGGAAGAGACAAAACAGUGACGCUGUUGGUCUGUUGCUACCUGACCUGUAAGAUAAAUAAAUGGGAGUGGAAAAGUGUGGGUUAUAGGGAGAGUGGUAAGAGAGGUGGUGUGAGGGGCCCAGAGGUCAGAUGAAUGAAGUGAAGGAACUGCAAAUUCCAGAAUUGAAGUUCAAAAGAACCUGUAACUCGUUACCCUCUUCUGUCUAUCUUGACCUUCCUCCUGCUUCGAUUCCUCCUUCAUUUAUAUUACUCUGACCUAAACAGAACUUCUAUUCACUCUGUCUUCCUCACUCUUAGACAAAGGGUAACAACAUGAAGCAUUGGAUUCUACACUCUUCACAGUAACUAAACUUUCUUCUGUGAACUUAUUGUUACCGAUGCAGACCGUCACAGGUUUUCUCGGAUUCCAGAUUUUAUAACUUCUUAGCUAUUUUGCCAUCACAUUUUUUUCUCCAUCACCUUGUUUGAAAAACAAAGUUACCUUGUUAAUUAAUCCAAAGUAAGAAUUUAUGUUCACUGUUUCUAGUUUCUUGAAAGUUUCUUUUCUUUGAAAUAGUUUUGUGUUAUUCUCACAACUUUCCAUGUUCCUUACAAUUAUUGUUCAUGGAAAUGUAUCUAGCUGCCAGACUUCUCUCUCCUCCUAUCAUACCUCUACUUGGUUAGAGCCACUUGUUUUAACCUUUUCUUCAUUGUAAUAUCCUUGUAUGUUAUUGUAUUCAAAGCAGGUAACUGCACUUUUUCUUUUCCUUUUGGUUUCUGUUCGUUAAAUGUGGAACUGUAUAAUUGCAUACGCUAUCAAAUCAUCCAGUUUAUAAAGAAAUAUAUUUAUAAAUUUCUCCUGCAGAAGCACAACCUGUAAUAAUUAUAUUUAUUGGAUGUAUAUAAAAUAUUUUUUGUUGUCUGUAUAUUUUUAUAUUUAUUCUUUCCUCCCAUUGUUGUUUUUUUGUUAGUAAAAGUAUUAUUACAAAGAAUUUCUUAUGUGUAUCUUAAUUUGUUUGUCAUUAUCUUUCUUUUCUUAGAAUGAAAAUUGGGUUGUUAUUUCAUGAUUUAUUCCAAAGAUUUUAUUUUGAAAGAAACCAGUAUUAUCAUUAUCUAUUUGCUGUUCCUUUUGAAAUUAAAGGAAAAAGGAAAGAUUUUACUUCUUUCCCUUUGGCUUUUUUCUUUUGUUUUUUUUUUCCAUUUUCCUCAUAAUCCACUCUUUGAGAAAAAAAAUGUUUGUCAGUUAUUUCCCUUCUUGCACCAACAUGACACUCAUUUUUUUCCCCACCUUUUGCUGUUGUCAUCUGUAGACAUGAAAUCACCAAGUGAAUAAUUAAGUUAUUGAACUGCCUACCUGCUCAUGCAGCAAGUAUUCUGUGUCUUUGGAUAGGACACUAAUGUUAUGUGCCUCAGUUCAACCCAGUUGGAAUAGGUGGUACUAGUAGAUGUUCAGGAAUUGUUACCUGUGAUAGACUAGUUUCCUAUUCAAAGGGAGACACAUUUUAUUUACAUAAUGCUACAGAAUUCAGAGCUAAGCACCUUUAUGAACCAUUGCAGCUUGAGACAUUUUGUUAUCAUCUAUGAAUAACUCCUCUUUCUUAAAAUGGUUUUUUCUGUUGGAAAAGGAAAAGAAAUGGAAUUUAAAGAAUGAAAAAUAAAGUAUUGGAAUGAAAUUUGA